Hibiscus syriacus is the source of this 527-nucleotide messenger RNA. RefSeq lists its product as uncharacterized. The transcript has a single exon. Bases 81 to 461 code for a protein of 126 amino acids. NCBI's taxonomy places the organism in Eukaryota, Viridiplantae, Streptophyta, Magnoliopsida, Malvales, Malvaceae. The record is from RefSeq and is a predicted model, not a curated record.
UCAACUACCAAAACAAACCCUCCACCAAGCCACCGAUUUCCUUAAAGAAUUCUCUCAUCUGAGUCUUCCAUCAAACUUCAAUGGAAGAUUACGGCAGAUCAAGAUCGUACGGUAAUGGAAUGAUGCAGCUGGAAUUCUACCAGGAGGCACCACCACCAAUUUCAGGUUCCUAUGAGCUCAGGUCAUAUAGUGUUUCCUAUGCACAGUCCCAGAUGGCGGCUAAUGGCUAUAAUAAUAUUGGAAACAGCAACAGGGACUUGAAGUUGAAGAAAGCGAAGAGCACUUCUGGUUCAGCUUCUUCGAAAUCAUGGAGCUUUGCAUCUGACCCAGAGUUUCAAAGGAAGAAAAGGGUUGCUAGCUACAAGAUGUAUAGUGUUGAAGGUAAGGUCAAAGGGUCCUUGAGGAGGAGCUUUAGGUGGCUUAAAGAUAAGUACACACAAGUUGUCUAUGGCUGGUGGUAAUUCUUGCAGUUUGGUUGAAUCCUUUUCCUUUUUAUAUUUUAUCUUGCUUGUAUCCAAGGUAUUUGU